Messenger RNA from Ectocarpus siliculosus, 2052 nucleotides. The record is from the annotation of a GenBank genome assembly. Lineage: Eukaryota; Phaeophyceae; Ectocarpales; Ectocarpaceae.
AUGUACUCUCUCGAAGGCGAUGGGGUUUGCGAGCAUCUGUAUGAGUUUAUUUCGUGUAAAGACGAGCUGUCGUUCCGGCCGACCAUCAACAUUGCAGACACUAUCGUUUACAAGUUUGGACAGCCUGUCAGCUGGUAUUUCACCGGCGUGGACGGAAAGGUCAAGAAAAAAUUCAAAACCAACAUCAUCAACACCAAGAUUGAGGAGGCCUUCGUAAAAGCGAGCGUAGGAUCGGACAUCGUUGCGUACUACAUAUCAUGGACCAGCAAUGGGUCCAAGUACCAAGACGAAAACGAAGACAAAACAACCAUCGAGUACCUGGAUCGGCAAGGCCUACCGAUGGUGAGGGCCAUAUGGUCUCCCAAGAUGUGCUUAUUGGAGAGGAGAGUGAAUUGCCGCCAGCUUCACGACCGGCGCUACGGAAUUUACGAGCGAGCUGUAACGUACGACGGCCCUGACAUCUUCAGCACUGCCUGUCCACUUCGAGGAAGCGUGUUGCCGUCGCAAGUACAAAGGUGUUGUGAAAGCGUUGUGGCGCAUGUAAGUGAGGUACUGUUCAGGAAAACGAGGGUUUGUCGAAUGUCCCUCAACUUUAAGAUCGACUCUCGGGAUCGCGUGUGGUUGCUGUGGAGCAACUCCAUCCGGCUUGCAUCUGAGAUGCCACCGGGGCGCGAGUCCUUCACCUGCGUGGGUGGCCCCAUCAACAUUGGAGAGCUGACCAAUCGAAAGGUCAGGCAAGGAGCGUGGAAGAAUCGCGUUGACCUCGAUCGCAUUAUCUGGCCGUCUGUGCAUGAGUUCAAACUGGCCACUUCGACCCGGUCACAAGUGCAGGCGUAGGUUCUAUGGCUGAUGCCCCACGCGGCCCUCACCCGUACGACAUAGUCAUGCUGGAGGGCGACCCGUGGUGCUCGUGGCGGUGAUGCAAGCUGCGCUGCAGUCUACGUGACAUCAAACGACGCAUUUCUUCUCCCACAGACUGCGUUCGUUUGCGAGUCCUGCUUUCUCGUGUACGCGGAACUGGCAUCGCUCGCAUUUCGGGCAACCGGCAGACAGGCCUUGACGGACCACACAAUAUCUACGCAGUUUAGCGCCAUGCAUCGAUCACACACGCUCAGCCGCUUGAAGUUGAAGGAGGAUUCGUGGCAACCAUUGCCGAAGAAGAAAAGCAGUAUGACACGACCAAUGGGCAGCUCCAACGUGCCUCAACAGGUCUCGCCUGAACUACCAAGAACAAUACGAAGGGAGGAGGACAUUAUCAGGAACGAAGCGGGACGGGCGGAUUCAGGCUCGGGGGUGGUAGAAAAUUCAGGCACACGCCUGGAUGACAUAAUCCGUGCCCGCGAGGAGGACUUUUUCCGUGAACUCAGUGCUGAGGAGCACACCGGCACUCACCCUUUGAUGCAUAUGGUAGCCUCGCAGCAAAAACUUCGCAGCAUUGGAGUGCCAGCUCAUCAGGUGGACCCUCGGGCAGCGAUAAAAAAGUCAAGAAGGGCAGCUAAGAUGAGCCCCUACGAACGGCCGCAGACCCUGGUUGAGUAUACCGGGCGAUCUGAUGCUUCCGCUCUACAAACGAAGCCUGCACACUUGCACACCACGAGUAAAAAGGUAUCGCUCGGGGACCCUCGAGCCGGCAGCAACAGCAGUAGCGGAGACAAGAUCUCAUCAUCUGCAGCAAGGCAUCGCGAAUUUCUGGACAACACAUUGACUGCUGUUCACGAACAGCUAGAGUCAACCGCGCUUGCUGAUAUUAGUGGACAAGGAACACCUUGUGCCGCAGACGAUGGGCAAUAAGAUAGUCUCGGGUGGAAGCAUUAAGACGUACUGCUGUAGAUUAUAAUUCGGUCAUGCUUGUCUUGAUGUACAAUUUCGUCUUACACGUGUGGACUCUUCCUGGCAUGUCUUUUUGACGAACUUCCAUGGCGUGUGAAAAAACACAUGGUACGAUCUACGCCAUUAUCAUUGUCCAAGGUCACCCAAGUUCUGAAGCCCGUUUGGGGGUUGCAGUUUCUGUUGCGACUGAAGAAACAGCACUGAAGGAAGUUUGGGGAACUU